Molecule: messenger RNA, 1143 nt
Organism: Fusarium coffeatum
Lineage: Eukaryota; Fungi; Ascomycota; Sordariomycetes; Hypocreales; Nectriaceae
Exons: 3
Coding region: 1-1143 (380 amino acids)
Cellular component (GO): cytoplasm
Molecular function (GO): 2-oxoglutarate-dependent dioxygenase activity
Source: RefSeq, a predicted model, not a curated record
AUGGCCCCCUCAGCUGUCGAGACUGCGACGCAACUUGCCUCGGAAACACAGAAAGUCAAACUCUACCCUGGCCACGUCGAUGGUGCUUAUAAAGAGCUCUCCCCUGUUACCUAUCAGCGAGAAGCUGAAGAGAAAGGUAUUGACGGACAUGCAGCUGCCAAGUAUCCCAACUAUCUUCCAACUUGGAACAAAGACCAAGUCUAUCCUCCCCUAGAACCCUUCCAACACUACGACCACGGCAAAGAUGCAGACCCAAGCUUCCCCAAUCUCAUAAAAUCGGAAACCAAAGUUUCCCAUCUCACCCCGACUAUCGGUACUGAGAUCGAAGGUAUCCAACUAAGCUCCCUGUCCAACGCCGGCAAAGAUGAACUCGCUCGCUACGUAGCAGAGCGCAAAGUCGUGGCCUUCCGCAACCAAGAUUUUGCCGAUCUGCCCAUCUCAGAAGCUCUCAACUUCGGAGGUUACUUCGGUCGUCACCACAUCCAUCCCACCUCGGGUUCACCAGAAGGCCAUCCGGAGAUCCAUCUCGUUCAUCGAAGUGCGGGAGAUAAAUCAUAUGACGACUUUUUCAAGACUCGUGUGAGCUCCGUAGCAUGGCAUUCUGAUGUCACUUAUGAGCAACAACCGCCUGGAACUACGUUCCUUUACGUGCUGGAUAACCCCGAUACUGGUGGCGAUACCCUCUUUGCUAAUACCGUUGAGGCGUAUAACCGGCUUUCGCCUACGUUUCAGAAACUUCUGCAUGGGCUCAAGGCUACUCAUUCCGGUAUUGAACAGAUCAAUGCCAGUGUCAAGAAGGGCAGUGUUAAGAGGAGGGAACCUGUUGUUAACGAGCAUCCUAUUGUUCGAACACAUCCUGUUACAGGGGAGAAGUCACUCUAUGUCAACCCUCAGUUUACACGAAGCAUCGUCGGACUCAAGAAGGAAGAAUCUGAUGCGAUCCUCAACUUCUUGUUUGAGCACAUUGCUUGGGGUGCAGACUUCCAUGCUCGUGUCAAGUGGCAGGCCGGAACUGUUGUGGUUUGGGAUAAUCGAUCUGUUCAACAUACUGCUAUUCUAGACUGGCACUCUGGUCAGCGAAGACAUCUGGCUCGAAUCACACCUCAGGCUGAGAGACCAUACGAGACACCUUUUGAAGGUUAG